AUGCUUUCCGAGCUGCCUGUGGAGAUGGUGAGUGUGGAGGAGCUGCCUGGGUUGAUUGUGCGUGCGCGCUCGUCGGAGGUGGAUCUGAGAAAGAUUUAUGUUGUCCAUGCGAAACCGGAGGAUUAUCUGUUUACGCUUGAGGGAGGCAAGUAUGAGAGGGAGAGGUAUUAUAGGUCGCCUGCGUCGUAUAAAUCUGUGUUUUUUGAACGGGUCGCACCCUAUUUAACGCUACUCCUGAACGGCGCCGGCUGGGCACCGGGCUUCCCACGGCUAAUGGAAACGAAGCAGCUUGCGGUGGCGCUGAACACGGCGCAGUAUAUUGGUGGAGCGAGGGCGAUGUGUGUGGGUGAUAUUAGCUGUGAUGUGAAUGGGGGGCUUGAGUUUUUGCCGAGGGCGACGACGGUUUCGGAGCCUUGUGUGGAUGUUGGGGUGGAUGUUGGUGGGGGGUUCGGUGCGGGGGUGGGUGCGGGUGCGGGAGGAAAUGGGGGGAUGGGUGGGGGUACGGGAACGACAAAGGCAAAAGUACGAAUGAUGGCAGUGGACAUUCUCCCAGCUACCAUCCCGCUCGACGCGUCGGUGCACUUCUCGCAGGCGUUACUGGGCGCUGGGAGGCUGCGCGAGCUCGUAGCGUUCCAUGCGGGUGUGAAAGGGGAUGUGCCGGGGGUGUUGAGGGGUGCUGUUGUGGCGGAGGGAGGGAGGUUGGGGGAGAGGCAUAGGUGGUUGGGUGCGGGAGUUGAUCGGGCGUGGGAGGGGAUUGCGAGGGAGAGGAGGGGGGUUGGUGGGGAGGGGAAGGAGGUGGCGGUGAAGGUGGAGAAGGGGCAGAGGAAGGAGACGAGGGUGUUGAAGAAGAAGAGGAUGUUGAUUCUUGGUAGUGGCAUGGUUGCUGCCCCCGCUGUCGACAUUGUCGCGCAGAAUCCAGAGAUUGAUUUGGUCGUUGCGGGAGACUCGGCGAUUGAAUUGGAGAGGCUUGUGGGACCGCAUCAGCAUGUUGCGUAUCGGAUUAUCAACGCGGCGGAUAGGAGGACGUAUGCGAAGCUCGUUGCGGAUGCCGAUGUCGUCAUUAGCCUGCUCCCCGUCAACUUCCACGUGCCGAUUGCAGAGGCGUGUUUGGAUGGUAAUACCCAUUUGGUCACCGCGUCGUAUAUGUCGGAUGAGAUGGCAAAGUUGCAUGAGCGCGCCUCCUCCAAAGGCCUCCUCUUCCUAACCGAAACAGGCCUCGACCCAGGCAUCGACCACAUCUCUGCAACAUCCCUCCUCGACAACUUCAAACGCCAGCAAAAGCACAUUCUUUCCUUCACGUCCUUUUGCGGGGGGAUUCCGAUGCCGGAGGAGGCGCGGAGGGUGCCGUUGGGGUAUAAGUUUAGUUGGAGGCCGCAGGGUGUGUUGAGUGCUGCUUUGAAUGGGGCGGUGUAUUUGCUUGCGGGGAAGGUCCACAAUAUCCCGGGCUCCCGCCUCUUAUCAAACUACUGGCCAGACAUCCCCAUCACGCCCUCCUUUAAGCUUGAAGGAUUGCCCAAUAGAGAUAGUCUAGCGUAUCGCAAGCAUUAUAGGCUUAAUACGCCGGAUGUGGGGGGUGGGUUGAGGACUUGUCUUAGGGGGACUUUGAGACAUCCGGGAUUUUCGUCGUUGAUGUCGUCGUUUGCCGCUCUGGGCCUGCUCGAGAAUACAUCGCGCAUCUCAAUCUCAUCAUGGCGCGAGCUCGUACCCGAAUCUUUGAACAUUGUGCGCGAGAGGAGGGGGAGGGAUAUUUCGCUUGCUUCUUUGCUUUCUUAUGGUUCUGCGUCGUCCGGUUAUAAACCGGGCAAGGGCAAGAAAGGAGGAGCAGGAGAGGGAGAAGGAGAGGGAGCAGAGGAGGGAGAGGGAGCAGAGGAGCCGGUUGUGGAUCCGGAGAGGGUGGAUGAGUUGAGAGAUGCGUUGGAGUGGUUGGGGCUUGUUGAGCCUGGGGUUGGCGGUGCGUGCUACGUCCUUCUUGUCUUUCGUCUUUGUCUUCCUUCACCUUCACUUUCAAAACUCAUCUCUAUCUUCAUCCCAGGCCCAGCAACUUCAUCCGGAAAUGGUAAUCCAACCGGGGAACUAAGCCUAAGCGCAGCAGCAAUGCCCCCCGUACCGAAAGGAACCCUCACGCCACUUGACAUGUUCGCUUUCCUGUUGGCGGCCAAGUUGAGGUAUGAGAAGGGGGAAAGGGAUAUGGUUGUGCUGGCGCAUGAGGUUGUUGUGCGGGCUGGGGGUGCGGGUGCGGGUGCGGGUGCGGGUGCGGGUGCGGGUGCGGGUGCGGCGAAUACGAAUACGAGCAACUUGGGUGAUAGCGGAACCGAAACUCAACAACUCCAACAACAACAACAACAACAACAACAACAACCACUAGAAAUACACACGUCGACACUCGUCCACCACGCCGUGCAUGAUUGGCAUAUCGGCGCUCCAGGGUUGAGGCCUGCGAGUGCGAUGGCAAGGACGGUGGGGUUGCCUGUGGCGCUGGCGGGGAUGAUGGUUUUGGGUGUUGGUGGUUUCGGAGGGGGAGGUGGUUUAGGGGGAGGCGGAGGGGGAGGGGCGAAACCACUAUACACGUCCUACAACGGUGUACUUAGACCGACGUAUAAGGGGAUCUACGCACCGCUUUUGGAGAGGUUGAGGGGUGUGGGGAUCGAGAUGGAGGAGAAGGUGCGGGUUGUACCGGUUGAGGGUGGGUCUGGGUCUGGGUCUGGGUCUGGGUCUGGGUCUCGGUCUGGGUCGGAGGAGAUCGUUUUUUAUGGUGGUGGGAAGAGGAAAGGGAAAGGGAAAGGCGGGGCAGUUGGGAUAGGGCUCGUCAGAGGGAGCGUCGAAGCUGCGCUUUGCGGGCUCAACCCCUCCUCCUCCAGCUCGGGUUCGAGCGCGGGAUUGAGCCCGGCGCAGAAAGCGAUGAGGAAUGCGGAGAAGGUGGUGAGGGAGGCGAUGAGGGGGGGGUGGAGGGGGGGUGAGGGGGGUGCUGAGGGGGAAGUUGAGGGUGGGGUUGGGGUUGGGGUUGGGAGGGGGGGAGGGAGGGGGGGAGGGGGAGGGAGGGGGGAUGAAGGGUGGGAUUUUGAGGGGGAGAGGGUUUGGAGGGGGUUGUAG
This is a messenger RNA of Psilocybe cubensis, 3090 nucleotides long. RefSeq lists its product as uncharacterized. Gene Ontology annotation, cellular component: cytoplasm. The record is from RefSeq and is a predicted model, not a curated record. NCBI's taxonomy places the organism in Eukaryota, Fungi, Basidiomycota, Agaricomycetes, Agaricales, Agrocybaceae. The coding region runs from base 1 to 3090 and encodes 1029 amino acids. The transcript is spliced from 8 exons. Gene Ontology annotation, molecular function: saccharopine dehydrogenase activity.